Messenger RNA from Salvelinus fontinalis (brook trout), 2373 nucleotides. RefSeq names its product SPRY domain-containing protein 7. The record is from RefSeq and is a predicted model, not a curated record. Gene Ontology annotation, molecular function: protein binding. Bases 990 to 1571 code for a protein of 193 amino acids. The transcript has 5 exons. NCBI's taxonomy places the organism in Eukaryota, Metazoa, Chordata, Actinopteri, Salmoniformes, Salmonidae.
ACCCCCCGAGGUGCCUUAUUGCUAUUAUAAACUGGUUAGAAACGUAAUUAGAUAGGUAAAAAUAAAUGUUGUCAUACCCGUGCUAUAUGGUCUCAUAUACCACGGCUUUCAGGCAAUUAGCAUUCAUAUAUAUACAUAUAUGUAUGUAUGUAUGUAUGUAUGUAUGUAUGUAUGUAUGUAUGUAUGUAUGUAUUAUAUAUGAUGUAUGUAUAGAUAUAUAGAGAUAUAUAUAUGAACAUCAGGUAUGUGAGUUUGCAUUGUAAAUUAAUGUUCAACCCCACCAAUGCUCAGUGCAUGGAUACAAAGUAGCCAAUUGGAAGCACUAUCAAAGGACUUGAUGUGAUAUGCAACUGAAAGUGCUCUUUACAUUAUUUAUUUUUUAACUCACUACAUAUAGGUCUACCCAGCAACAAUAGGGGUGUUCAUUAUAGGCAUUUUCCCCUUUUUUUGACAGGAGAUGGAAUUGCCACUCCACACACGAUUAUGUCAUGUGUCCCAAUGCUUGACCUAUUGAUAACCAAUAGCUACUAAGUCACGUGUAAAAAAAAAUGUGUUGACUUUGAUUUUCUUCCCUUGUUUCCAUGCCAUCAGGAGCAUCUGCGUAUCUUCGCAAGCAAUGCGAUUGGACGCAUUUGAGAGGAGCGUAUGUUUGGCUCAUGACACUGUGUUAUGGAUCCCACCAGGUGUCCCUGUUUCAUAAUGAUGGUAGCUUUUCAGAGCUCGUUGUCUUCGUCGAUGUGACUCUGUUUCCGGAUAAUAUUUCAGCGCAAGGAAGGUUUCCACUAGUUACCAUGGCCACAAAUUGGCUAUAUCGUAAAAUUAAUGAAAACUAAAAUGUGAUUUGUGGUCUUCAUUUAAGAUUAGGCAUAAGGUUAGCAGUAUAGUUUAGGUUUAAAAAUCACAUUUAUAGAAGUUACAUUGUAGAAAUACGCGGGGUUUAUGACUUUGUGGCUGUGGUAAGUAGAGACGACCGUGUAAAAAUUGCUGCAAUGUUUACGUGUUGUCUGGGAUGCUGCGGAGAUGGGGGAACCGGGCAUAUUCCUCUCAAAGAAAUGCCCACCGUCCAGUUAGACACGCAUCAUAUGGGCACCGAUGUAGUCAUAGUGAAGAGUGGCCGGAGAAUAUGUGGCACCGGUUGUUGCCUUGCCAACGCUCCCCUGCACCAAAACAAGAGUUACUUUGAGCUCAAGAUCCAGUCCACAGGUAUAUGGGGGAUAGGUGUGGCCACUCAGAAGGUGAACCUGAACCAGGUUCCCAUGGGGCGGGACAUCAACAGCCUUGUCUUGAGGCAUGAUGGCUCGGUGUACCACAACAACGAGGAGAAAAACCGCCUGCCUGCCAACAGUCUUCCACAGGAGGGGGACAUCGUGGGCAUCACAUAUGACCACGUGGAGAUGAAUCUCUAUCUGAAUGGGAAGAAUAUGCACUGUCCAGCUUCAGGGAUCAGAGGCACCGUGUUCCCGGUGGUUUAUGUGGAUGACAGCGCCAUCUUAGACUGCCAGUUCAGUGACUUCUACCAUACGGCACCGCAAGGCUUCGAGAAAAUUCUGUUUGAGCAGCAGAUCUUCUGAGCAUCACCUCCGUAUACCUCCAGACCUUUAUACAUACACACGCACACAACCCUCAGCUAAAAGUGCUCCUUCUUGGUCUGCAGAAAUCUGUGACCUCUUUGUUCCGUCUGGUUUGAGUAUCCCUUUGUUUGUGUGUGUGUGUGUGUGUUGUGUUGCGUCCUGGUUACUCUCUGCUUUAAUGCUGUUCUGGGUCAAUGUGGGUAGUUUAGCUCUUGUUUGAUGCCAACACUGGAGCAGUAAGAAAACAGAUCCCCAGACAGCAGUGAAUGGCAUAGAGUAGACAAAGUGUGGUGUGCAUUUGCAACUGAAAGACAGUCAAGUCAGUCAAUAUUUAUUUUAUUCAGUUAUAAUCAUCCUGCAUUGCCUCAAUCUUUUAUGGUUGCUGCUUCUUUCAGAAAAGAGAGUUUAAACAAUGUAUAGGUGUUUUCUUAUUUAUAUUUAUUUGUUAAAAGCUGACACUAAUGUUCAAUGUUUUGUUUCCCUGAUAAUUUACUUCUAAUUCUAGAUUUAAUUAUAUGUAUUUUGAUUUGUUAUUUUGAUUAUGAUCUGUCUUUAAAAGUAAUUUGUCACGGCUCUGAUUGGCAUUCCAAAUGUCAGCAAUCUGGCGAAGCUCUGCUCAUUGGCUGUAUUCGGGGAUGUGACAUUUUCCAACCCUACUGUAUUUCACCGGUCAGAUAAAUGCAUAUCCUCCUUUGAAGCGUGAAAACGGUCUUAAAUGUUAAAUGCUUAUUUUUGUUUGCACUAAUGAGAUGUAUGUUGAAUAUUAAACCAAAUACAAUAAAGAAACUUGUCUCUGAAAGCA